AUGGCGCCUCAUUCUCGACAAGAAAGAGCGCCUAUUCAACCGCUGUCAGAAGAUGCUGGGAACAGAGAAAGAGAGGCGACACAAAUAUUCAUCGCGGGCAAGCAUCCAGUAGAAAAAGAGCGAUGCCUUUGGACCAGCAGAAACAUCAACAUUCAGGAUUAUCCCAAGUCUGAAGAUCUGGCUGAACUGGAUGACGAGCUUCUUGGAGAUUUAAAUAACAGUCCGACCCCUGGACUAUCAAUUGUGGUGUGUAUAAUGCAGCAAGAUGUUAGAAGCGCAACGCACAAACAUUUGGAAAAGAAGAACGAAGUCAACUUCGACAAAAUAUUUAAUCAAAUGUUAGGAUACCUUUUAUUCAAGGAAUUCUGUGAGACUGCAGCAGAAGAACCGAUUCCCCAACUAAGAUUUUAUGAACAAAUAAAAGCAUACGAAAAACUCGAAUGUCCAGAAGAAAGGAGAAAGCUCGCAAAAGAAAUUUACGACAAUUUUAUCAUGAAAGAAUUAUUGGCUCAUUCACAUGAGUACUCAAAGGAUGCUGUUUCACACGUACACAAAUAUCUUAUGAAGAACGAAGUUCCUGUGAAUUUGUUUGAGCCGUAUAUAGAGGAAAUUUUCAACCACUUGAGGGGAGAUCCAUUUAAAAAGUUUCUAGAGAGUGACAAGUACUCACGAUUUUGUCAGUGGAAAAAUCUCGAAUUGAACAUUCAGUUGACUAUGAAUGACUUCAGCGUACAUAGAAUAAUUGGCAGAGGAGGUUUCGGUGAAGUUUAUGGUUGUCGUAAAGCGGACACAGGUAAAAUGUACGCAAUGAAGUGUCUUGACAAGAAGCGCAUAAAAAUGAAGCAAGGUGAAACAUUGGCACUUAAUGAAAGGAUAAUGCUCGCUCUAGUCAGUACAGGAGUUGAUUGCCCUUUUAUAGUAUGCAUGACAUAUGCAUUUCACACUCCCGAUAAGCUAUGUUUCAUACUGGAUCUUAUGAAUGGCGGCGAUCUUCAUUAUCAUCUCAGUCAACAUGGUGUAUUCAACGAACCAGAAAUGAAAUUCUACGCAGCUGAAGUAAUUUUGGGUCUUGAACACAUGCACCGCAGGUAUAUUGUCUAUAGAGAUCUUAAACCUGCAAACAUACUUCUUGACGAACACGGCCAUGUCAGAAUAUCCGACUUAGGAUUAGCUUGUGAUUUUUCCAAGAAAAAACCGCAUGCCAGUGUUGGUACACACGGAUAUAUGGCACCGGAAGUACUUUCCAAGGGAACGGCAUACGAUUCUAGUGCCGAUUGGUUUUCAUUUGGUUGUAUGUUAUACAAACUUUUAAAAGGUCAUAGUCCAUUUAGACAACAUAAAACCAAGGACAAACACGAGAUAGAUAGAAUGACCCUUACCAUGAAUGUCGAGCUACCCGAUACGUUUUCGCGGGAAUUACGUUCACUUUUGGAAGGAUUGCUACAACGAGAUAUUAAUGAUAGACUCGGUUGUCGAGGAGGUGGAGCUGAUGAGUUAAAAGAACAUCCGUUUUUCAGUGGUAUUGACUGGCAGCAAGUUUAUCUUCAAAAGUAUACACCACCACUGAUUCCUCCUCGAGGAGAAGUAAAUGCUGCUGAUGCUUUCGAUAUUGGCUCUUUUGACGAAGAAGACACCAAGGGAAUAAAAUUGACGGAUGCUGAUCAGGAUCUCUAUAAAGAUUUUCCAAUGGUCAUUUCCGAAAGAUGGCAGGCAGAGGUUGCCGAAACAGUCUUCGAGACAAUCAAUCAGGAAGCCGACAAGAUGGAAAACAAAAGAAGAGCAAAAAAAGUUCGAUUUGAAGCAGACGAGAAAGGGUCUGAUUGUAUUUUGAACGGCUACGUAAAAAAAUUAGGAGGUCCUUUUGCAAGUGCAUGGCAAACUCGCUAUGCUAAACUCUAUCCAAACAGAUUAGAACUUCACCCAGAAUCGGCUGGAACACGUCCAGAACUUGUCUUUCUAGAUCAGGUUGAAGAAGUUGGUAGUGAUCUCCAACACGUAAAAGGAGAACAAUGCAUCGUCAUUCGGACGCGAGAUGCCAAAAUUGUACUAACAAAUCCGGAAGAUGAGAUCAGUCUAAAAGAAUGGGCAUUAUCUUUGAGAAUGGCCCACAAAAAUUCAAUGGAAAUGCUUGGUAGCAUGGCAAGGAAAGCUGGAAAAAUUUAUGGGACUGAACGCGAAGUCGUUAUACCUCCAUCGCAGCGAUCAACAAAUGGAAACUAGUCAUUUCGGCCGUGUUUUUCCUCGUCAUACUCCAGUCUCACUGCCUCGCAGCAGCGAUAGCAGCAGCAAAUUUUUUUAUACUAAGGAAAAUAGUGCAAUAAGUGGCACCUAUUGGUACUGAUAAAUCAUGGGCUUCCCCUCAAAGCUCUUUUAUCGUUCAUCUUCGAUCCUUUUUAUUUUACGAUGUCCCGAGAACCCUAAAGUACUCGUACUCUUCCACACGGCGAAUAGCGUAACGCGGCAGUAUAGAAACUUUAGCGAAUAGAGUCGCAUCAAAUCAUGCGAGUAAAUGGGUCAUUUCAAACCAUCUAAACUCGGCACAUAGGAUUCAUGUAGCGUGAUGUCGUUAUAUUUAUACGUUAGAAGUGUAAAUCAUGACAUAGUAAUUAGCGAUUUUGAAUCACAAAUAUGGUCAUCAUUCACAUCAAAGUGCAUUACAUUCACAAACAAGCGCAACAACAUGUACCGUAAGCAUACUAUAAUUACGAAAAUGUCUAAUAGUCCGAAUUUUUCUUUUUACUCUUUAUUUUUUUCCUUAAUUUAUUUACUAAUACAAAGUGGUUUUAUACUACUCGAGAAUAAAACCUUAUUUGCUACUUAUUAUAUUACUGUUUUACUAACGGGCAAAUUCUAGUUUUUAUAACGUGAAAAAUUUUUUUUUAGUAAUUAAAGUUACAUUUGUUAUAUGUCUUGCAACAGAUAUGCCAUUUUUAUUUGGGCAAUAAAUUAUUACCAUGACCACGGUGAAAUGUAUUUCCCUUAAUUUAAAAAAAAUUAAUAUCUACGAUUAUAUGUUCUUACCAACAAAUUCUUAUUAUGUGUGAAACAGAAGCAAUUGAAAAUCGAUUCAAUAUGGCACAAAAAUUAUGUUGUAGACCAAAAAAUAAACAUGAUAUUCUUGGUUUCAGCAUUA
Messenger RNA from Belonocnema kinseyi, 3133 nucleotides. It is a transcript of the gene Gprk1, whose product is annotated as G protein-coupled receptor kinase 1. The coding region runs from base 1 to 2220 and encodes 739 amino acids. Gene Ontology annotation, molecular function: G protein-coupled receptor kinase activity; G protein-coupled receptor binding; ATP binding. The record is from RefSeq and is a predicted model, not a curated record. The transcript has 16 exons. NCBI's taxonomy places the organism in Eukaryota, Metazoa, Arthropoda, Insecta, Hymenoptera, Cynipidae. Gene Ontology annotation, biological process: G protein-coupled receptor signaling pathway; regulation of signal transduction; protein phosphorylation.